Loxodonta africana (African savanna elephant) is the source of this 4478-nucleotide messenger RNA. It is a transcript of the gene ATP6V0A1, whose product is annotated as ATPase H+ transporting V0 subunit a1. Gene Ontology annotation, molecular function: ATPase binding; proton-transporting ATPase activity, rotational mechanism. The record is from RefSeq and is a predicted model, not a curated record. The coding region runs from base 499 to 3177 and encodes 892 amino acids. Gene Ontology annotation, biological process: proton transmembrane transport; vacuolar acidification. Gene Ontology annotation, cellular component: vacuolar proton-transporting V-type ATPase, V0 domain; plasma membrane; vacuolar proton-transporting V-type ATPase complex. Lineage: Eukaryota; Metazoa; Chordata; Mammalia; Proboscidea; Elephantidae. The transcript is spliced from 22 exons.
UUUGGGUGGGGCUAGUGACAGCUGUUUUGGAGGAUCCAAGUAUAGACAGUCUUGAAGUCAAGCUACAUAAUCUCUUGACAAGUUCAUGCUUAUAUUUGAGUGUGUUGUCUUGCCACCUUCAACAUCAAAUGCACAAAGGUCUUGUCACUCAAAUUCCUGAAAAUAUCUCCCAGCUUUCCAGAAGAGUGCAUCUUCUUUUGAUGCCAGUCUCACUUGAUCAGUUCUGAAUGUGAAUGCCCUCAUGACACUAAAAUACCGUACGUUAUGCUGAGUUUAGGUACUGUACAGACUGUGCCUUUCCUAGGCUGAGAAGAAAUAAUUGCCGUUUCAGGACCACUGAUAGCGCCCAUUUUCUUUUUUACCCAGCAACAGUAAGGCAGUCCUUAAAGGAAAUCUUUAUUGGCUGAAGCAGGACAGACUUGACAGAUGGAGGAGUACAAUUAAUCUUGAAGGUGGAGAGAAAUCUAGGCGCUCUGUUGACUGGUACUUUCUGCCACCAUGGGGGAACUUUUCCGGAGUGAGGAGAUGACGCUGGCCCAGCUUUUUCUACAGUCAGAAGCUGCUUAUUGUUGCGUCAGUGAAUUAGGAGAACUUGGAAAGGUUCAGUUUCGUGAUUUAAAUCCAGAUGUGAAUGUUUUCCAGCGGAAAUUUGUGAAUGAAGUUAGAAGAUGUGAAGAAAUGGAUCGAAAGCUUCGAUUUGUUGAGAAAGAGAUAAGAAAAGCUAACAUCCCAAUUAUGGACACUGGCGAAAACCCAGAAGUGCCCUUCCCCCGGGAUAUGAUUGACUUAGAGGCCAAUUUUGAGAAGAUUGAAAAUGAACUGAAGGAAAUCAACACCAAUCAGGAAGCUCUGAAGAGAAACUUUCUGGAAUUGACUGAAUUAAAAUUUAUACUUCGAAAAACUCAACAGUUUUUUGAUGAGGCUGAAUUGCAUCAUCAGCAGAUGGCGGAUCCAGACCUGUUGGAAGAGUCCUCAUCCCUCUUGGAGCCAAGUGAGAUGGGAAGAGGCACACCUUUAAGACUUGGCUUCGUGGCUGGUGUGAUUAACCGGGAGCGCAUCCCUACUUUUGAGCGCAUGCUGUGGCGAGUGUGCCGGGGGAAUGUGUUCCUGCGACAGGCUGAAAUCGAGAACCCCCUGGAGGAUCCUGUGACUGGUGACUACGUGCACAAGUCCGUGUUUAUCAUUUUCUUCCAAGGCGAUCAGUUGAAGAACAGAGUCAAGAAAAUCUGUGAAGGGUUCCGAGCCUCACUCUAUCCCUGUCCUGAGACGCCACAGGAGAGGAAAGAAAUGGCUUCUGGAGUUAAUACCCGGAUUGAUGAUCUCCAAAUGGUUCUGAAUCAAACAGAGGAUCACCGCCAGAGGGUUCUGCAGGCAGCUGCUAAGAACAUCCGAGUCUGGUUCAUCAAGGUGCGGAAGAUGAAGGCCAUCUACCACACUCUGAACCUGUGCAACAUAGAUGUGACCCAGAAGUGCCUGAUUGCGGAGGUGUGGUGCCCUGUCACAGACCUGGACUCCAUCCAGUUUGCACUUAGAAGGGGCACGGAACACAGCGGUUCCACCGUGCCUUCCAUUUUGAACAGGAUGCAGACAAACCAGACUCCCCCAACCUAUAACAAAACCAACAAGUUCACAUAUGGCUUUCAGAACAUUGUAGAUGCUUAUGGAAUUGGAACUUACCGAGAGAUAAAUCCAGCUCCAUAUACCAUCAUCACUUUCCCUUUCCUAUUUGCUGUGAUGUUUGGAGACUUUGGCCAUGGCGUUUUGAUGACCCUUUUUGCUGUGUGGAUGGUGUUAAGGGAGAGCCGGAUCCUCUCCCAGAAGAACGAGAAUGAGAUGUUUAGCACUGUGUUCAGUGGCCGAUACAUUAUUCUGUUGAUGGGUGUUUUCUCCAUCUAUACUGGCCUCAUCUACAAUGACUGCUUUUCCAAGUCUCUUAAUAUCUUCGGAUCGUCCUGGAGCGUCCGGCCGAUGUUCAUAUCUAAUUGGACGGAGGAGACACUUCGGGGGAACCCUGUUCUCCAGCUGGACCCAGCCGUCCCUGGAGUUUUUGGUGGACCAUACCCUUUUGGCAUCGAUCCGGUACUUGGUUUUAGGUUGACAUGUUUUCGGAAAACCUUGGUGGAUUUGUCCAGAAUACAUGAAAGCUCCUUGGGGAACCAAACAUUCCUUCCUGCACUACGUAUUUCUGAGACACCUAAUAAUAUUGACCCUGGGAAGACUUAUUUUCAAGACUCCUUCCCAAUUUGGAACAUUGCUACCAAUAAACUGACCUUCCUGAAUUCCUUCAAGAUGAAGAUGUCUGUUAUCCUUGGUAUUUUCCAUAUGAUGUUUGGAGUCACCCUGAGCCUUUUCAACCAUGUCUAUUUCAAGAAGCCCCUGAAUAUCUACUUUGGCUUUAUUCCUGAAAUAAUUUUCAUGACCUCCUUGUUUGGCUACUUGGUGAUCCUCAUCUUUUACAAGUGGACGGCCUAUGAUGCUCACACCUCGGAGAAGGCACCGAGCCUCCUGAUCCAUUUCAUAAACAUGUUUCUCUUCUCCUACUCCGACACUGGCAAUGCGAUGCUAUACUCUGGGCAGAAAGGAAUUCAGUGUUUCCUGGUUGUAGUUGCACUACUGUGUGUACCGUGGAUGCUGCUGUUCAAACCACUGGUCCUUCGCCGUCAGUAUUUGAGGAGGAAGCAUCUGGGAACUCUCAACUUUGGUGGGAUCAGGGUGGGCAACGGACCGACAGAGGAGGAUGCUGAGAUUAUUCAGCAUGACCAGCUCUCCACCCAUUCAGAGGACGCGGAAGAGUUUGACUUUGGGGACACCAUGGUCCACCAGGCCAUCCACACCAUCGAAUACUGCCUGGGCUGCAUCUCCAACACUGCCUCCUACCUGCGACUCUGGGCCCUCAGCCUUGCUCAUGCACAGCUGUCUGAGGUGCUUUGGACCAUGGUGAUCCACAUCGGCCUGAGCGUGAAGAGCUUGGCAGGAGGUUUGGCGCUGUUCUUUAUCUUCACCGCCUUUGCCACCCUGACUGUGGCCAUCCUCCUGAUCAUGGAGGGCCUUUCAGCCUUCCUCCACGCACUACGGUUACACUGGGUCGAGUUCCAGAAUAAAUUCUACAGCGGGACCGGUUUCAAGUUCCUGCCCUUCUCCUUCGAGCACAUUCGGGAAGGGAGGUUUGAGGAGUGAGCCCCUCAUGGGGCUGGGGUGCCCCAGGCCGCCCUCCCUGCCACCACACUCCCUGCCUCCCCACGGCGAUUAGUGGUGCUCCUGUUGCCUGCUGGUGGGAUCCCUGGGCACCAGAGCAUGUGUGUCAUCCCUGACACCCUCUCCCAGCCGGCUGUGAGUCACUUAGAACCUGCUCUACCUGGGUAUCCCUGCGCCACCCCUAGCUUUGUGUGUAGUGAGUUUCUAGAGAGAAGCUGGGCUUUGGCUGGCACUCAGCCACCCACUGGGCACCAGCUCUGUCUCCCCAGCCUUCAGCCAGCCAGAGAGACCCUUCUCCGUCCCCUAGUGGUACCCCAUUUUGUGUGUUCACACUCAUGUGAAUUCUUUGCGUCAGAGUGCUUGUUAAUCAGGCAUUCAGCUGGACCCAGCCGGGCCAUCAUGGUGACUUCUCCCUGCCACCCCCAAAGUCCCAAGAUAUUCAGCACCACCUUCCUCCCCCCUCCUCACACUCAUACUCUCUCCUCCUCCCUCCCAGCUUUCUCUGAGAGUGGCCCAAAACAGGUCCUGGAUGGCUGCUUAGCACACAGUGCUCCCUCCCUUUGGUUGGCUGCUUUUUUUCUCUUGCUACCCCAGGCUUUGAACAGGCCCAGCUCACACGUGUGCUUUCUAGAGGGAGGAUUCAGAUUGAUACUCUUUUCCUGAUGGAGACCCUGAGACCCUCCUCACCCCCAAUCAUGAUGUCUUAAGAGUACAGGGCUGCUGUCAUCAGGGUGAUCUCUCCGCAGCCUGCUCUGCCCACCAGUCCCCCUCUGUUGCGAGACUGGUGUCCUGGGCAGGGCAGGUCAGCAUCAUUGACAGCUGCUGGUUGGAGACGGCUAGCCAGGCCACCCUGCCCCAGGGGCCGGUGGUAAGCACCUGCAAGGGGUCCCUCCCCUGCCACCCCCAUACUGGGGUGUUGAGCUUAGGCCCUUUAAUCAUGUGUUAGUGCAGCAGCCCUGGGCUGCUCUGACUAAAUUGAUCCCCACCGCCUUCAGUGACAGUUCCCAGAGUUUCCAGGCCGAGGUUCUUCCCUCCCUGCUCACUUGGCUCUUAAACGCAGGCUGAGCCGGCCUCGCUUCCCGUGCUCAGUGCUGAGGUGAUGUCCCUGUGCUGUGACCUGACUCAGACCUUAUGCAGAGCCCCAUCCUCUCUUACCCCUGUGGUUUACUUGAUGAUCUUUCCCUGUUUACAGCGGGGUUUGAAGCAGAUUCUUCGUCAGGGAACCCUGCUUAAGGUCCUUCUGUACAGACAUUCCUGUGCUGAAUAAAGUGUGUUUGACUCCA